Messenger RNA from Cutaneotrichosporon cavernicola, 1329 nucleotides. RefSeq lists its product as uncharacterized. The transcript has 2 exons. The coding region runs from base 1 to 1329 and encodes 442 amino acids. The record is from RefSeq and is a predicted model, not a curated record. Lineage: Eukaryota; Fungi; Basidiomycota; Tremellomycetes; Trichosporonales; Trichosporonaceae.
AUGCUGCGGUUACUCACGCGCAGCGUCGGGAGGCUGGGGCCCGGACCGACCAUUUCGAACUUCCGCUCGGCGCUCCGAUUUCGGUCCACUUCAGAAAGAAAGGAGCGGAAGGAACCGACGCCGCCAAAGGCGCUGCGUGACCUGGUGUCGCGCGACGUCGCCAGGGCCCGACGGAACGCGGCACGAGGGGGAACGCCGUGGCGCGAGAUGAAAGACCAUGACAUCGCGCGGGCUGGGAAAGUCGCGCAAGACGAGGCAGCUCGCAUCAAACUGGCUGAACUGCAUCGCAAGCAGUCGGAAGACCGACUAGCUGAGGUCCUCGCCGCUCACCGCGAUACACCACCACAGCCGGCCGAGUCAUUGCCAGGAAUAGUCUCGGACCUUCCUCCUGAUGUCUCUCUGCACCAGGCACACAUUUCGGAGGCUGUGGUCGCUAUGCGCGACGCCUUGGAUGAUCUCGACGUCCACGCCUUCGGGUGUACCUGGCUGGGUUUGAUGGAGGCCAGGACAUACACUGCCUUAACGGACGCUGACUGGGCGUCGCUCAAUUGGAGACUCGCGGACGGUCUGCGCGGUAGCGAGCAGCAGCAGUUCCGGGGCGAGCUCCAUGGUCAUCUUUCUGGACUUGUCUACCGCGACCCAGAAGUGUUCCAGGCUGUGUGUCACUUUGUUGUCGAAGCUGCGGCACAUCACCACUGGGAGAGCCUCCUCGAGACCCUCUUCGAGCUGCUACGGUCUAAUCAUGCCGCCAUCUCCAAGAUGCUGUUCGAGGCAUAUAAGACGCGAGGAAUCGUCGUCGAUGGCAUCGACCUCUCUCUCGCUAAUUCCCAGGAGCGCGCUGAUCGCCUGGCCGCACGUCUCAAGUCGGAGGGCAUGCGGCCUCUCAUCCUCACAUACGUCGCGGCUCUCACCAUCCUCGACAAGUUUGACGAAUCCACUUCCAAAACACUGCUAGGACUCAACCAUGACGGGAUACUACGGCGGUUCACUCGCCUUAAUGAUCUAUGGCAGGUUCAGCGACGGGUCCUGGAAGGCCGCCACGACACCAGUACCCUUGUCGAACGCUUUCGAAACAACUGUGAAAAGAUGACCCUAAUCUUUUACGCUUGCCACGCGGACGCUUUCGUUCUGCAUAUCUACCGCUUGGGAAUGGACUCGCCUGGCGACACCUCAGCCCUGGAUCACUUGUAUUCUCGCGUCCUGCAAGCAUCGAUCGGGCCAAAUCGCUACAUUCUUCCUGCAGUGGACGCUGUCCGCGUGGGGAAUGACAUCGUUCUUCCAUGCAUAGUUUGGGGUGAGCUCUGGUCCAUCGUCCCUAUCUUACUCUAA